UAAGUUCUGUCAGUCGGAAGUCCCGCCUCUCGUGCCGCUGCCACCGUCGCCGUCACCUCCUCCUUCGCCGUCGCCGCUGUUGUUGUUGUUGUCGAGGCCGGGCCCGUCCGGUCCCUUCCGCGGCUCCGAGAGCCGGCUCCGUCCCUUCUCCGACGCCGCCGCCAUGAAGUGGAUGUUCAAGGAGGACCACUCGCUGGAACACCGAUGUGUAGAGUCUGCCAAAAUCCGAGCCAAGUAUCCCGACCGAGUCCCGGUGAUUGUGGAAAAAGUCUCAGGCUCUCAGAUUGUUGACAUUGACAAGCGGAAGUACCUGGUUCCAUCUGAUAUCACUGUGGCUCAGUUUAUGUGGAUCAUUAGGAAACGGAUCCAGCUACCCUCAGAGAAGGCAAUCUUCCUGUUUGUGGAUAAAACAGUCCCACAGUCUAGCCUAACUAUGGGACAACUUUACGAGAAGGAAAAAGAUGAAGAUGGAUUCUUAUACGUGGCCUACAGUGGAGAGAAUACAUUUGGCUUCUGAAGGCCAAUGCCCAAUUAGGUGCAUCUUUCCUGCUUGUGUAUCUUGUAAAUAGCCGGUCACUUUCAGUUAUUACACCAGACCCUCUUCACAUAGACUCAUAGUGCAUUUGUAACUGGAUUUAUUUCUUAAUAUAUUGAAAGGUCUUGUUUUAUUAGACUGGUAAAUUAUCAAAGUUUUAUUUUCAUUUUCUUUUCUUUGUUGUGCAUUGUCCUCAUGGCUGCAAGCUCCAAGGGACUCUGCUCCUCUGGAACUCGUAUUUAAUGAAGUUAUUUCAAUAUGGAGAUGAGGUAGUUGGGGGACUCAAGUGAAAAGGGGGAAGGUAACACAUUCUUCUGGAUUAUGUUUGUGGUGUCAGUUGGAUAAGUAUUAAAAGCAUCUAAGUUAAAUCCUUAGCAGUCAGGUCACUUGCUUCACUAGAUUAUUCCAACUGCCAAUCAUGUUGGACUGAGCUAAUCUGUUAUUUCUGAACUUUAUUGAGGUGAAUAAUUACAAUAAAAUUUCCUCUUACAAAGGCA
This is a messenger RNA of Antechinus flavipes (yellow-footed antechinus), 1032 nucleotides long. RefSeq names its product GABA type A receptor associated protein like 2 (gene GABARAPL2). The record is from RefSeq and is a predicted model, not a curated record. The transcript is spliced from 4 exons. The coding region runs from base 164 to 517 and encodes 117 amino acids. Gene Ontology annotation, biological process: macroautophagy; cellular response to nitrogen starvation; autophagosome assembly. Gene Ontology annotation, molecular function: ubiquitin protein ligase binding. NCBI's taxonomy places the organism in Eukaryota, Metazoa, Chordata, Mammalia, Dasyuromorphia, Dasyuridae. Gene Ontology annotation, cellular component: autophagosome membrane; autophagosome; cytosol.